Molecule: messenger RNA, 1803 nt
Organism: Paramisgurnus dabryanus
Lineage: Eukaryota; Metazoa; Chordata; Actinopteri; Cypriniformes; Cobitidae
Product: alanine aminotransferase 2-like
Biological process (GO): biosynthetic process
Molecular function (GO): pyridoxal phosphate binding; transaminase activity
Source: RefSeq, a predicted model, not a curated record
GAAACCGAAAUGGGUGGGCGGAAAGGGCCCGUAAUGCCACGUGAUCAAAAUCUCUUUACAUCAAUGGAACAGUCAACACUGAGCAGCAGUGAGAGACAGAGAGAGACGAGAAAGAGUAAAAGCUGGAUUACUGAAAUAUCCCAAACGGGAUCAAAUAAGACGUUUUUAGGAAGGAAACAGGAACUUGCAGAGCUCAAAUGACGGAGAACGGCUUCAAACAGCACGACAGAGUGCUGACUAUGGACACCAUCAAUCCUAAUGUUAUAAGUGUAGAAUAUGCGGUGCGAGGUCCCAUUGUCCAGAGGGCCCUUCAGAUCGAGAAAGAGCUCAAGAUGGGUAUGAAGAAGCCUUUCACAGAGGUGAUUAAAGCCAACAUUGGCGACUGUCAGGCAAUGGGCCAGAAACCUAUUACCUUCUUCAGACAGGUUUUGGCACUGUGCUCUUACCCAGAUCUUCUUGAAGACAGUAGGUUUCCAGACGAUGCCAAAAGCAGAGCACGUCGCAUUCUCCAAGCGUGUGGAGGAGGAAGUCUUGGUGCUUACAGUGUGAGCCAAGGGAUUGAAAUGAUUCGACAGGACGUUGCUCAAUACAUUGAACGGCGAGAUGGAGGAGUGACAUGUGAUCCUGACAACAUCUAUCUCUCCACAGGAGCCAGUAAUGCAAUUGUGACCAUGCUUAAGUUAUUAGUGUCGGGUGAAGGAGCGUCUCGUACAGGAGUUAUGAUCUCCAUCCCUCAGUAUCCGCUGUAUUCGGCCGCUCUGGCUGAGCUGGGUGCAGUACAGAUCAAUUAUUAUCUGGAUGAAGAUCACUGCUGGAGUUUGGAUGUCAAUGAGUUACGGCGCGCCCUGCAAAAGGCAAAAACUCACUGCACACCGCGAGCAUUGUGCAUUAUCAACCCCGGCAACCCAACAGGUCAAGUGCAAAGCCGACAGUGCAUUGAGGACGUGAUCCGAUUUGCUGCAGAAGAGAGACUUUUCCUCAUGGCUGAUGAGGUCUAUCAGGACAAUGUUUACGCUGAUGGGUGUGAGUUUCACUCCUUUAAGAAGGUUUUGUUUGAAAUGGGGGCAGAAUACUCAGAAACAGUGGAACUGGCUUCAUUUCACUCAACCUCAAAGUGUUACAUGGGAGAAUGUGGUUUUCGUGGUGGCUAUAUGGAGGUGGUAAAUCUUGACCCUGAAGUGAAAGCUCAGCUCACUAAACUGGUAUCGGUACGGCUGUGUCCUCCAGUUCCUGGUCAAGCUCUUCUAGAUGUGGUGGUCAAUCCACCCCAACCAGAUGAACCCUCUUAUGGCACAUUCAUUAAGGAACGUUCAGACACGUUGGCUGCACUGGCAGAGAAAGCUGCCAUCACACAGAAGAUCCUAAAUCAGAUUCCUGGCAUAAAGUGCAACCCAGUUCAAGGGGCCAUGUACACGUUCCCUCGCAUCCACCUGCCCCAAAAAGCCAUUCUAGAGGCCAAGGAGAAGGGUGAAUCUCCAGACAUGUUUUACUGUAUGAAGCUGCUGGAGGAGAAGGGCAUCUGUUUGGUUCCUGGCAGUGGAUUCGGUCAGCGAGAGGAAACGUAUCACUUCAGAAUGACAAUACUUCCUCCAAAAGACAAACUGAAGAUAGUGUUGGGCAAGAUUCAGGAGUUUCACCAGUGUUUUACAGCACAAUACUCAUAAGUGUUGAGGAUGAGUAACUGCAGGUCUGUGUGAUAGGUCCAAUGCUGCUAUACAAGACUCCAGUCAACACAACUGUAUUAAAAAAUGUAUUUUAAUAUGUUUUCUUUUUAUUGAAGAAUUAAAAUAUUUAGUUAUUAUA